AAUUUCAAAAUAUUUUAUGAAGUUAGCAUUGUGAAUUUGUGAUUAUUCUGUUGAUUGUGUAACGUAUUUAAACUAAAAAUUAUAUUCUUUAAUCAAUUGUAAAUACUUAUUUAUGAAAUUGCAAACUCUUCUGUAAUACUAUGAAUUAGAAGUUACUUAACUAUUUAGGAAAAUAUAUUGGUUAUUAUGCUUGAUUGUUAGUAUUUAUUGGAACAAACGUAAAUAACGAUAACAAAACAUGUCAAGAAUACUCAACCAUCGCAUGAGAUCAUCUCUAAAGAAACAAUCAUGGUCACCGGUGGACAAGCGUGCUGUGGGAUUUUCGAUUUGGACUGGACGUAGAGUACUCCUUCAUAAACCUCUUGACAGUUAUCAAAUUCAAAGAAGAACAUAUGGGAUGUUAAUUGCUAGGGCAGUGAGGGGAGUCCUAAAAAUUAGAUAUUUGCUACUUGGAGGAGCUGUUGGUGGUGGCAUGACACUGAAUAAGAAAUAUGUGGAGUGGAAAGAUGGACUUCCAGAUAUGGGUUGGUUGAAUGAUUUACUUCCAGACAAUAAUCAAUGGGAUAAAUUUACAUCAACAUUGAUCACCGCCAAAGAUAAAGUCAGUGAUGGACUGCAGAUUGUAGGUGUGCCACUGACGCUGUCGAUACACUCAGAUCCUCGACUGCGCGAGGCCGGCAUAGCGCGCGCUGCUGAGUUGAGGGACUGGCUCUCCCAGAGGUACGAGGAUGCUGUGGCUGCAGCGGCUGUUAACAACGCCACCACAACCAAUAUUGAGGCAGCCGCGCCGAUAGCUAACAACUUACAAAGCAAACCUGCCCCAAUGUCAGCGGCAAAAACCAACGAUGACAGUAAGAGCUAUGAACGUCGCGUUCAUGCCCUUCAGGAAGAAGUUCUCUCCCUCCAGGCGCGCUAUCAACGGGAGUUGCAGCGCUUGGAACAGGAGAACAGGGAGUUACGUCAGCAGAAUAUGCUACUCCGACAAGGAAGACAGCUGCCUACCAAAAAGAUCAAGCGGUCGUUGAUCGACAUGUACUCAUCAGUGCUGGAUGAACUGGCCGGCUGGGAUUCCGGGGAGGCUGGUAGACUUCCCCGAGUGGUAGUGGUGGGAGAUCAGUCUGCGGGCAAGACUUCCGUGCUCGAGAUGCUAGCCCAGGCAAGAAUAUUUCCACGUGGCGCUGGAGAAAUGUGCACCAGGGCCCCAGUGAAGGUGACCCUAUCAGAAGGUCCCUACCACGUGGCGCAGUUCAACGAUUCUUCGAGAGAGUUCGAUCUCAACAAGGAGUCCGACCUGGCAGACCUGAGAAAGGAGGUGGAGCUUCGCAUGCGGAACAGUGUGCGCGGUGGGCGGACAGUGUCCUCGCAACAGAUCGCGAUGUCUGUGAAGGGGCCCGGCAUACCGCGUAUGGUGCUGGUCGAUCUACCUGGCGUUAUAUCCACACAAACUGUGGAUAUGGCUUCAGACACUCGAGAGGCGAUCAAACAAAUGACUAAACAGUACAUGGACAAUCCGAACGCUAUAAUACUGUGUAUUCAGGACGGGUCAGUGGACGCCGAAAGGAGUAACGUGACAGAUCUGGUGGCCUCGUGCGACCCUCACGGAAAGAGGACAAUAUUCGUCCUCACUAAAGUCGACCUGGCUGAAGAGAAUCUCGCCAACCCUAACAGAAUCCGUCGUAUCUUAGAAGGCAAGCUGUUCCCGAUGAAGGCGCUCGGCUACUACGCGGUGGUGACGGGCCGCAGUCGCAAGGACGACUCCAUCCAGAACAUUCGGGAGUAUGAAGAACGGUUCUUCCGCUCCUCAAAGCUGUUCAAGGAUGGCCUAGUAGGUGCCGCACAAGUGACAACUCGUAACCUGGCGCUGGGCGUCGCGGAUUGCUUCUGGAGAAUGGUCCGAGAUUCGGUGGAACAGCAGGCAGACGCCUUCAAAGCCAUGAGGUUUAACUUGGAGACGGAAUGGAAAAAUACCUUCCCGAGACAGCGCGAGUUAGACCGCGACGAGUUAUUCGAGCGGGCGCGUGCGGAGCUGCUGGAUCAAUCAGCUGAGCUGUCCGCAGUGCCCGCCGCCGUGUGGGAACGCCACUUGGCGGCCGCGCUCUGGGCCACCACAAGUGACCGGGUCUUCCAACAGAUAUACUUGCCAGCGGCACAACAACAUGAUAUUUCAACAACUGCAGACAAAUUCAACACAACUGUGGACAUAAAACUUCGUGAAUGGGCGGAGAACGAACUGGCAGCGCAAUCAAUAUCUGCUGGCAGACAGGCACUGAGGGAAGAGUUCUUGGAAGUGAUGUCUCGAUCCAAGGAACAGGAUCCGAUCUAUGAGCCUAUCAAACGAGCCGCAGUGGAAGAGGCUUUGGAGAGGCAUCAGUGGGAGGAACGGGCGCAAGAUGUACUCCGCGUGCUACAAGUGAACGCUCUGCAGGACAGGUGCGUUGGGUCGCGAGCGGAGUGGGACUCCGCGGUGACUCUCAUGGACUCCGCGCUCUCUGAGCGGCUGCAGCAAAGUGAACGUGAGCUCAAGACGCUCACUGGUCCGAGUUUUCGUGAACGCUGGCUGUACUGGCAGUCGACUAGCGACGAGCAGCGGCGUAGAGCGGAAGUGAGGUCGGAACUGGAGCGGUUGGGAACGAUGAGACCCAACCUGACUUAUGACGAGGUUGUUGCGGUCCGCGACAACCUGCGGCGGAGAGGGGUGGAGGUGGACAACGAGUACAUCCGGGAAACAUGGAAACCAGUCUACUUGAGAGAAUUUCUGCAGCAAGCCCAGAAGAGGGCGCGUGAGUGUCGAAAGAGCUUCUAUCUGUAUACACAACAAAACGAUAGCGGGAAUGAAUGCUGCGAGGUGGUGAUGUUCUGGCGGGUCCAGUCCGCACUACGAACCACCAGUAACGCGUUGAGGCAACAAAUACACAACCGAGAGAGUGCGCGUCUUGACAGGGAACUGCGGGAAGUCUUAGACGAGAUGGCGUCAGAUCCUGAACUCAAAAAGAAACUUCUGUCUGGUAGAAGAGUAGAACUCGCAGAAGAAUUGAAACGAGUUAGACAAGUGCAAGAGAAGCUUGAAGAGUUCAUCGAGGCUUUGAACAAGGAGAAAUAGUUAUAUUACGUAGUCCAUAAUUAUAUUAUUUAUAUUUACUUGUUGCAUUUUAUUGAAACGUUGCUAAUGAUAAUAUUAUAUAAGUUACCGUAAUUAUUGGAUGUGGUAAUGUCAAAAUGUAACAGACGCGUCUCAUGCGACUUGUAAUAUAAAAUAAGAACUAUUUUUUUAAUAAUACAAACGCUGUUUUCUUAUUUGUC
This is a messenger RNA of Leptidea sinapis, 3300 nucleotides long. RefSeq names its product dynamin-like 120 kDa protein, mitochondrial (gene Opa1). Bases 239 to 3100 code for a protein of 953 amino acids. Gene Ontology annotation, cellular component: microtubule; mitochondrial membrane; cytoplasm. Lineage: Eukaryota; Metazoa; Arthropoda; Insecta; Lepidoptera; Pieridae. The record is from RefSeq and is a predicted model, not a curated record. The transcript has 21 exons. Gene Ontology annotation, biological process: mitochondrial fusion. Gene Ontology annotation, molecular function: GTPase activity; GTP binding; microtubule binding.